Messenger RNA from Chaetomium strumarium, 2232 nucleotides. RefSeq lists its product as uncharacterized. Gene Ontology annotation, molecular function: oxidoreductase activity. NCBI's taxonomy places the organism in Eukaryota, Fungi, Ascomycota, Sordariomycetes, Sordariales, Chaetomiaceae. The coding region runs from base 353 to 1777 and encodes 474 amino acids. The record is from RefSeq and is a predicted model, not a curated record. The transcript is spliced from 2 exons.
GAGCAUGCAAAUGAGCGAGGAGGCACUGACUAUGCCUAUCGCCUACCUCGCGAUAGCUCUCGGCAGAGUUCGACUCUCCUCGGCAGUGCAGUUGGGUUGGCCAUGCGCCCAUUGUCAGGAGAAGCGGUAAUUGCCAAUCGCGAACUCCCGACCGACAUGGUCCCAUCCAGUCGGCUGCUCUCGGAGGUUUCCCACGUGGGUGACCGUCCAUAAGAGUGCACUUUGCCGCACCCGAUGCAGCGACCGAGAUCCGAGAAGAGCACCCGACUUCAUCUCGACAUACAAUCACAUCUGGGCAGUUGGUUAACUGCGUCCAUUCAUUUUAGUCGAAGAGCCAUAUCGUGCAUCACCAAUGGCCUCCAUACUAAGACUCGCUGGUGGUCUCCUUGUCGCGGCCUCAGCCGUCGCUGGAUGGGACUUCCCGCAGAUCAUUACCAGAGACGUUGCCAUCAUUGGCGGCGGUGCUAGUGGCGCCUACGCUGCUGUCAAGUUGAAGCAAGACUACAAGAAGAGCAUCGUGGUGGUUGAGAAGGCCGGCCGCCUGGGAGGCCAUGUUUCCACCUACGAUGACCCCAAGACAGGCUUGCCGUUUGACUUCGGCGUGCAGACUUUCAACGACUACGACCCGGCCAGGGCUUUUUUUGCACGCAUGGGCAUCGAAGUCGGCUCCGCGCCCCGCACGGCCCUCACGUCGAAGUACGCCGACUUCACCACCGGCGCGGCUGUCAACUUCACCCCGCCUGCCAACGCCGACAGGACCGCGGCCCUGGGGCGUUUCCUGAAUGCUACCGCAGCCUACGAGCAGUACACGUUGCCAGGCUACUGGAAGUUUCCCGCUCCCGACAAGAUCCCCGCCGACCUGCUGCUGCCCUUCGGCCAGUUCGUCGAGAAGUACCAGCUCCAGGCCGCCGUCAACCAGGUCUUCCAAAUCACGGGCAUGGGUGUCGGUGACAUGGUAAACACCCUGACGAUGUACGUGCUUGCUGCCUUCGGCCAGCCCAUGAUCCGCGCCUUCAUCGGCCAGGGUGCCACCUUCACGCCCACCUCGCACCGUAACAUCGCGCUGUACGAAGCCGUGUCCACCCUCCUCGGCGAUGACGUGCUCUACAACACCACCGUCGUGCAAUCUCUGCGCACGCCGAUCGGCCACACCCUCUGGGCCAAGGACGCCUUGGGCAAGAGCACCAUCAUCAUCGCGCGCAAGCUGCUCAUGGCCAUCGAGCCGACCCCGGAGAAUAUGGACCCCUUCAACCUCGACCUGCAGGAGCAGUCCGUCCUCUCCAAGUUCGACUACUCCAACGUCCACGCCGGCAUCGUCUCGCACCCGUCGCUGCCCGUUAACGUGUCGGUGGUCAACACGCCCGCCGCCGCGGCCCCGGCCAACUACCUUGCGCUGCCCAAGUCCAACUUCAACGUCCGCUUCGACUACAUGGGCUCCGGCUCCGACCUCUUCCGCGUGCUGCUGGUCGGCGACAAGAAGUUUGACCAGGCCGCGGCGCAGGAGCUCGUCCGCCAGAACUUUGCCGGCCUGGUCAAGGCCGGCACCCUGCCCGCCACUGCGGACCCGUCCGGUGAGCUGCAGUUCCGCGCCUGGGCCAACCACGGCGCCAUGCACAUGCGCGUGUCCGCGGCCGAGCUCAAGAAGGGCUUCAUCCAGAAGCUGUAUGCUCUGCAGGGCCACCGGGAGACGUGGUGGACUGGUGGCGCGUUUGCCGUGCAGUUCCAGUCCAUCCUCUGGGCGUACGAUGAUAUCCUGUUGCCCAAGAUGCUGGCUUGAGGAAGUGGAAGAUGUUGGGUGGCAAGCUGGGAAAAGGGGGUUGGUUGAUCAGAGUUGGUUGAUGCAUGCUAUACUAAGAACAAAAUAUCCGUAAUAUUGUCGACUCAUCUAAAUACAUACGACAUCGGGUUGCAGUGUGCCCCUCUGCGCCUCUUAAGCAUCGGCUCCUUCCUGCCCUCGUCCUUCAAUGUGCCCCCGCGGAGCCUGAGGCUGCGAUUGUAUCGUGGGCAGAGCGACCACUAGAAAGUGCAUCCGGCGAGAGGCCCCUGCAGUCGCUGGGCUACAGAAGCAAACCACACGGUCUGACUGACGGGCCUACUGCUGCAUGUAGAGGAAGGUGCUUCUGAGACGAGGCCGAUACGAUAGGACUCAUAAUUCCAUUGAUCGCCGGCCGCUUGGGGAACAGAAACUAGUCCGGCAACUACCUUAUAGAGUACGAUGCUUCUUUUUUGGCG